Molecule: messenger RNA, 804 nt
Organism: Saccharomyces mikatae IFO 1815
Lineage: Eukaryota; Fungi; Ascomycota; Saccharomycetes; Saccharomycetales; Saccharomycetaceae
Gene: MMS21
Product: SUMO ligase MMS21
Exons: 1
Coding region: 1-804 (267 amino acids)
Biological process (GO): protein sumoylation; double-strand break repair via homologous recombination
Cellular component (GO): Smc5-Smc6 complex; nucleus
Molecular function (GO): SUMO ligase activity; zinc ion binding
Source: RefSeq, a predicted model, not a curated record
AUGACUGUUGAGGACAACCCCAUACCUAAGUCAGUGCCCUUGCACCAACAAUCAGGUAAAGACUUCCACACUUUACAUACUCAAGACUUAUCAAACCUAUACCAACAAUGCUAUAAACAAAUUGACGAAACUGUAAAUCAGUUGGUGGAUUCCGCAUCGCCCUCUACCGCCGGCAUCAGCGAACAGAUAACGGAUAUUACAAGGACAUACAAACUACUCUCGGAAUAUGAGUUGGAGUCCAACUCAUUUCACGAAGGUAUUAAAGACUUGAAAAAAAAUUUCAAGCAGUUAUCAGAUGCCUGUCCACAAAUCGAUCUUUCCACGUGGGAUAAAUAUCGCACUGGGGAACUCACUGCUCCCCAAUUAUCUGAACUGUAUUUGAGUAUGCCCACGCCUGAGCCAACCACCAUGCUUAACGACACAGAUACCCUUCGGAUACUUAAAGUGUUACCUUACAUAUGGAAUGAUCCAACGUGCGUGAUACCUGAUUUACAAAACCCUGCAGGCGAAGAUGAUCUACAAAUAGAAGGGGGUAAGAUUGAACUGACUUGUCCUAUUACCUGUAAACCUUAUGAAACCCCAAUGAUAUCAAAAAAAUGCAACCACGUCUUCGAUAAAAAUGGUAUUCAGAACUAUUUACAGGGUUACACGACAAGAGAUUGUCCGCAAGCUGCGUGCUCCCAAGUCGUGUCCAUGAGAGAUUUCGUAAGUGACCCCAUUAUGGAACUAAGGUGUAAAAUUGCCAGGAUUAAAAAGUCUCAAGAACAAGACAAAGAAAGUAACCAGGCCAUCGAUGUUUUGUAG